Messenger RNA from Enterobius vermicularis (human pinworm), 297 nucleotides. Lineage: Eukaryota; Metazoa; Nematoda; Chromadorea; Rhabditida; Oxyuridae. The record is from the annotation of a GenBank genome assembly.
AUGUCUAUCAGUGAACUGCAAAACGAAAUAGAGUCGUGGGACGAAAGUUUCGCUAGUGCUAUUAAUUAUUUGGAAUCAGUUAUCGUUCAUGCUGAAGUAGUGGAUUCUUCGUUGAAGGAGUUGGUCGAGAAUUAUGGGAAAGUUGAGCAGGAGGUGAACGUUCGGGUGCGUACACUGAAAGAUUUGAUGCUCAAAGACUUGAAUUACGAGGAACUUGAAAACUUUUUUGAAAAAAGUCGUUAUGGCCUUCUUGAUUUUGUGAACGGAGGAAGAGGUCUAGUCCUCUGCGGUCUGUGA